Molecule: messenger RNA, 962 nt
Organism: Stegodyphus dumicola
Lineage: Eukaryota; Metazoa; Arthropoda; Arachnida; Araneae; Eresidae
Product: translational activator of cytochrome c oxidase 1-like
Cellular component (GO): mitochondrion
Source: RefSeq, a predicted model, not a curated record
CAACACAGCCUUUGGAUUUUGCUAACUUUUAAAUGUUUAUUAUUAGAGUUCACGUUUUUUAAGUUAACAUGUAUAGUCUAAAAUUAUUAAAGAAUUUUUUGCAUUUAAAUAUUGUAAGACAAAGAGAUAUAUCUAGUACGAAAAUAUUAUGUGGAGUCUCUCCUAUAAAAAGUGUUUUAAGUGUUCCUCAAAAGCAUAAUCAAUUUCUGUGGAUUGUUAAUCGGAAAUUAAGUAACAAUUCCGAUGUUGCUCGAGCAUUCACUUGUUUUAAAUACUUGAGGCUUAUCAAAGCGAGAGUAAGAGAAGGUGGGCCUAUCCUUGAAGAAAAUGAAAAACUAGUGUCUGUAAUAGAAAGAGCAAAGAAGUUGAAUGUGUCAUCUGGUUUCAUAGAAUUCGCCAUGAAGAUUAGCAUUAAUGCUCGAGCUACAACUGGUGUGUUUGAAAUGCAGUUGCCAGGUAGUUGUCAUUUUAUAAUUCAAUAUGAAGACAUAGAUCAAACUACAACAAAACAUCAUUUACUAGAAAUGUGUGAAAGAAGCGAUGGUACUCUGAUUCAGUGGGAAGUGAAAUGGCCUCUCUUUUUUGAUCAUAAAGGAAUAUUAUCUGUUAAGGUUGGUUCUGGAUCACCGUUUUCUAACAUAGAGGAGGCAAACGCAUUUGCAUUGAAAAAUCAUGCUGAAACUGUAAAAGAAAUAGAUGAAGAAGGAUUUGAAUGUUGGAAGUUUUACUGUAGUCCAUCUGCUUUACAUGAAGUAAAAAAAUGCCUUAUCAAAGAAGGUUGUGAUAUAGAAGAAGCAUGUGUGGGUUACAUACCUAAGGUUAAAGUUACUCCGAGUAAUCAUCAAAAAACUGUCAUUAAUAAUAUUAUAGUUGAUUUGAAUAAAAUACCAACAGUUGAUAAUGUGUAUAAUAAUGUAAUGGAUAUUUAUUAGAAAAAAAAAUAAAAACUUGGCUAAACUAUG